UUUUAUGGACAUUAAAUUCCAUAAUAAUAAUAAUAAUAUGAUGGCCACAACAAACACGACAAAUAAUAAUGAUAAAUUAUCUAAUCGAACUACAGAAUCGGCAACUUCUAAUAAUAAUAAUAAUAAUAAUAAUGUUGAAAUGCAAAAAAAUUUAUUUCCACAUCGUUUUAUGCCAAAUUCAAACUCUAAUUAUCGUCACGGAAAUAGCCAUCACGGUAAUAGUAUCCAGUUUCCAGUAAAUAGUAAAGAAUCAAAUCAACAGCAGCAAAAAAAUUACAUAACAAUAGCCACUAAACCAUCAGUUCCAGUGAAACCAAUUGCAACUACCACCGAUAAUAAGGAUCUCAUUGAAUCAAUGUACAACAACACUGCCGUUGAAAAUGAUGAGUCUGUUUGUAACAUUGCCACUAACAAAAAUGAAAUUCAAGUGAAUUCCUUUCCAGAGAAUGAUUGUAAUGAAGAAAAAGAGGCACUACAACAACAACAACAACAACAACAACGUUCAAACAGCGUUGUUGAGAUUGUUAAUAAAUUGAACAAUCUUUCAUGUAAAGAAUCAUGGGAAAAAAUGAUGAAAAGAAGACCAGUAUACAAUAUGAAUGAAAUGGAAAAAGAAUUGGAAAAAUCCUCAUCGAUACAUAAUGAUAAAGAUGAAUUUUCUGUGAAUUAUGUUGACAACAUUAUUCAUGGUAAUGAUAAUAGCCACGAUACUACUGAUAAAUGUACCAUUGUUAACAACAAAAACGAACAAGAUGAUGCUGUGAAUAAUAAUAAUAAUAAUAAUAAUGGUAAAAAAUUGUCAAACAAUCCGGAAGAAAUGAUCAAAGAUUCUGGCUAUAUUAAACGGAUGAAAGGAGGCCUAAAAAAAGAAGAUGUUCAACAAAGAAUGAUGUGUUUACGACGACAACGACGUGUUAGUUUCGAUCCUUUAGCUCUUUUAUUGGAUGCCUCAUUGGAAGGUGAACUUGAACUCGUUAAAAAAACUGCCAUUCAAGUGCCAAAUCCAAGUUCAUCGAACGAUGAAGGUAUCACUGCAUUACAUAAUGCGACAUGUGCUGGACAUUUUGACAUUGUUAAAUUUCUAGUGGAAAUUGGUUGUGAUGUUAAUGUUCAAGAUUCGGAUGGAUGGACUCCGUUACAUUGUGCUGCUUCCUGUAAUAAUUUAACAAUGAUUAAAUUUCUUGUCAAAUCGGGUGCUUGUAUUUUUGCUACAACAUUUUCCGAUCUAGAAACGGCAGCUGAAAAAUGUGAAGAAGAAGAUGAAGGAUUUGAUGGAUGUUCACAAUAUCUUUAUGGUAUUCAAGAAAAAUUGGGUCUCAUCAAUAAUGGCAUCGUAUAUGCUUUAUAUGAUUAUGAUGCACAAAAUGAAGAUGAAUUAAGCUUCAAAGAAGGCGAUAUUAUUAAAGUGCUACGUAAAGGUGAUGAAAAUGAAAAAGAAUGGUGGUGGUCCAAAAUCGGAAACAAUGAAGGCUAUGUUCCAAGAAAUCUAAUUGGCCUUUUCGCUCGUAUUAAGCCAAAAGAUUUGUCAUUCAAAUCAACAGCAUCGAAUUGAUUUACGAAGCCAACGACGACGACGAUAACAUUAUUAUUUAACAAUGAGCUGUGAUCCGAAUACUUUUGUGAAUUUUGAAUUUCUAUUUUAAUGAUGGUAAUAAUCGGCUUGCUGAUGUUUCAUUGGAUGGUUGGACCAUCUUUUUUUUAUCUUAAUGCUUUUUUUUAUUUUGUUUUCAUUGAACUCUAAAAUAAAGAACUGAUC
Messenger RNA from Dermatophagoides farinae (American house dust mite), 1756 nucleotides. Lineage: Eukaryota; Metazoa; Arthropoda; Arachnida; Sarcoptiformes; Pyroglyphidae. The record is from RefSeq and is a predicted model, not a curated record.